Messenger RNA from Chaetomium globosum CBS 148.51, 3444 nucleotides. RefSeq lists its product as uncharacterized. Gene Ontology annotation, biological process: nucleoside metabolic process. The transcript has 4 exons. The record is from RefSeq and is a predicted model, not a curated record. Gene Ontology annotation, molecular function: catalytic activity; protein binding. NCBI's taxonomy places the organism in Eukaryota, Fungi, Ascomycota, Sordariomycetes, Sordariales, Chaetomiaceae. Bases 1 to 3444 code for a protein of 1147 amino acids.
AUGACAUCCCACAAUGCUCUCGACAGCCCCGACCACUAUGGGGUCGCUUGGAUCGCUGCUCUUCCCAUCGAGCGGGCCGCUGCAAAAGCGAUGCUCGACGAGGAACAUGCGCCUCCAACUGGCUUCGUUAGACACGAAACCGAUGCAAAUGUUUAUACAUGGGGUCGGGUGGGUGAGCACAACAUCGUCAUCGCCUCUCUUGCCGCCGGAGUUUAUGGAACUACCUCGGCUGCGACCACGGCCUCGAGCCUGCUUGCCUCUCUACCAUCCAUCCGUGUUGGUCUUUUGGUCGGCAUAGGCGGCGGCAUCGCCCGACCGGACGAGGAUUACGAUAUACGGCUCGGCGACGUUGUCGUGAGCCAGCCCGACGGGACCACAGGCGGCGUCUGCCAGUACGACUUAAUCAAGGCCAAGUCUGGUGACAGGCGUGAGCGCAAAGGCUUUCUCAGACCACCUCCGACCGUCCUCCUUAAUGCGCUUGCCAGCAUCCAGGCCGAUCACGAGUCGACGGACUCCAAGGUUCCCAACUUCCUUCAACAGAUGCUAAAGAAGAACCCGAAAAUGAAUAGAAGAUCCAAGCAAAGUCCUGGCUAUAUUCACCAGGGCACCGACAACGACCGGCUCUUCCAACCUUCAUGCGACCACGUCCCCGGGUCGGACUGUCGGGGCUGUGACACGGCUGACGAGGUUAAACGCGAUGCUCGAGACACCACCGACCCCGAGAUACACUACGGGACUAUCGCAUCCGGCAACUCGCUUGUUAAAGACGCCGCUACGCGUGAUCGGAUUGUUGCCGACAUCGGCGAGGACUGCAUCUGCUUUGAGAUGGAAGCAGCCGGCCUGAUGAACCACUUCCCCUGUCUUGUGAUCCGAGGGAUCUGCGACUACGCCGAUUCCCACAAGAACGAUCGAUGGCAACGCUAUGCCUCGGCCACCGCCGCUGCGUAUACCAAGGAGCUCCUAGCGUACGUGCCGGUCCAGGAGGUCCAGGAGACCAAGAGGGCACUGGACGUGCUUAAUCAAAAACUCGAUAGUGUGCAGCAGACCACUGAUUCCAUCCAGGCCGACCUUCGUACCGAGAAGAUCGAGCGCUGGCUUCGACCCCCUGAUCCGUCUACAAACGCCAACCACGCGAGGGAGCUCCGCCAUGAGGGGACAGGUGCGUGGCUCCUAAAAAAUCCGGUCUUCCAGGAAUGGCACUCGGGGGCGCGUCGAUAUUUAUGGCUGCAUGGGCUCGCGGGAUGUGGAAAGACGGUUCUCAGUGCGACUGUGCUAGAUCAUCUCGUAAAGGGAAACGACCGUCGUAUCCUCAGCUUCUUCUUUGACUUCAGCGACACGGCAAAGCAGACCGUGGAUGCCAUGCUGCGGUCACUUGCUUUCCAACUCUACCGAGGCAGGGCUCGUUCUGCAGGUGUUCUUGACGCCUCAUUCCAAGCACACCAGGAUGGCCGCAACCAACUUGCAACGAAGACGCUCUCAGAUGUUUUAUUCAAGAUGCUCGCAGUCCAGAAGAAAGUCUCUAUCGUUCUGGAUGCCUUAGACGAGUCGAGAACGAGGGCCGACCUACUCCUCUGGAUCAAGGACGUAGUGUCCAGGCCCAGAGCUUGGGCCACCUUAGUGACAGUCGUUCACGCCGCCGGCAAAGAGCUACAUCUUGCCCACUUUUCUGUCAAAGAGUACCUUCUCAGAGACGAGCGGUUCAACAUUGCGAUUGCUAGCAUUCCCAUUGCGAGGACGUGCUUGACUUAUCUUACGGACAUAAACUGUAACCACGAAGAGAUUAAGCGGGAUUUUCCAAUGGCAAGAUUUGCGGCGGAAGUCUGGACAUACUAUGCCACGUUCGCUCAGGCUUCGGAGAAUAUGGUUCAAACAACUGUUAAGUUCCUAGAAGAGGAAGUGACGUUUCAGCGGUGGGCUCGUUUGUAUCAGUCUGAUAGUCCCUGGGACGAUGACCCAGGUCCUCCACGAGGUUCCAGGCUCUAUUAUGCUUGCUUCGCUGGGCUCAUAGCACCUGCAAAAGUUCUUAUCAGCAAAGGAGCAGACGUCAACGCGCAGGGUGGCAUCUACGGCAACGCUCUCCAAGCCGCCUCAUCGAAAGGCCAUCAAGAGAUUGUCAGACUACUCUUGGACAAGGGAGCAGACGUCAACGCGCAGGGCGGCUUCUACGGCAACGCUCUCCAGGCCGCCUUAUCGGAAGAGCAUCAGGAGAUUGUCAAACUGCUCUUGGACAAGGGAGCAGACGUCAACGCGCAGGGCGGCUUCUACGGCAACGCUCUCCAGGCCGCCUUAUCGGAAGAGCAUCAGGAGUUUGUCAAACUGCUCUUGGACAAGGGAGCGGACGUCAACGCGCAGGGCGGCGAUUACGGCAACGCUCUCCAGGCCGCCUCAUGGAGAGGCCAUCAAGAGAUUGUCAAACUGCUGUUGGACAAGGGAGCGGACGUCAACGCGCAGGGCGGCAAAUACGGCAACGUCCUUCAGACCGCCUCAUGGGAAGGCCAUCAAGAGAUUGUCAAACUGCUCUUGGACAAGGGAGCGGACGAAGCAGACGUCAACGCACAGGGCGGCAAAUACGGCAACGCCCUCCAGACCGCCUCAUGGGAAGGCCAUCAAGAGAUUGUCAAACUGCUCUUGGACAAGGGAGCGGACGUCAACGCGCAGGGCGGCAAAUACGGCAACGCUCUCCAGGCCGCCUCAUGGAGAGGCCAUCAAGAGAUUGUCAAACUGCUCUUGGACAAGGGAGCGGACGUCAACGCGCAGGGCGGCCUAUAUGGCAACGCUCUCCAGACCGCCUCAUGGAAAGGCCAUCAAGAGAUUGUCAAACUGCUGUUGGACAAAGGAGCAGACGUCAAUGCACAGGGCGGCAAAUACGGCAACGCCCUCCAGACCGCCUCAUCGAAAGGCCAUCAAGAGAUUGUCAAACUGCUCUUGGACAAGGGAGCGGACAUCAACGCGCAGGGCGGCCCAUAUGGCAACGCUCUCCAGACCGCCUCAUGGAGAGGCCAUCAAGAGAUUGUCAAACUGCUCUUGGACAAGGGAGCGGACGUCAACGCGCAGGGCGGCCUAUAUGGCAACGCUCUCCAGACCGCCUCAUGGAAAGGCCAUCAAGAGAUUGUCAAACUGCUGUUGGACAAAGGAGCAGACGUCAACGCACAGGGCGGCCCAUAUCGCAACGCUCUCCAGACCGCCUCAUGGAAAGGCCAUCAAGAGAUUGUCAUACUGCUGUUGGACAAGGGAGCGGACGUCAACGCGCAGGGCGGCGUCUACGGCAACGCUCUCCAGGCCGCCUCAUCGAACGGCCAUCACGAGAUUGUCAAACUGUUCGAAUCAAGGGGCGCUAUAACAUCAUCUUUGAAGCGCUCCAGCUCUAGAAUUCCAGGCAACCUGGCAAAAAGACUUCGUCCUAUGGUCCCUGAAUCAUUUGAUCAAAUGGCCAAUCGAGAUUAG